CCCUUACUCUCUCCUCACCACUAUCCUCAUUCAGACACACAUCACCAUCCAUCUCUCGAUCCUACCAUCCUCACAUCCUGCCACUGCAUGCAGUCUGUAGAAUAUGUGAUAACCUCAGCCAUGGCCACCACCCGCGGCCUACCACUGCUCCUCUACGCCCUCUUGGCCCUGGCGGCCACCACCCUCAGCCUCACUCCCAACAGCACCAACCCCAUCUCCCGCGAACUCUUCUUCGAGCUUGAAGAGCUGGCCAGGAUAGUCGAUAUAUCCUAUUGUGUGGGAACUGCCGGACUCGGUAUCAAGAAACCCUUCGAAUGCGCCAGCCACUGCGGCGAUGAAGCCUUCAAGGACUUUGAGCUGGUCACCGCGUGGAACACAGGCCCGCUCCUGUCUGACUCCUGCGGCUAUAUUGCCGUAUCUCACCCUCCCUCGUCUCCACGCAUUAUUCUCGCCUUUCGCGGCACAUACUCCAUCACCAACACUAUCGUCGACCUUUCCACCGUCCCGCAGGAAUACGUACCCUAUCCUGGCGAUGACGAGGGCGGUGAUGACACACAUUCCGAUUUCCUCAGCCCUAUUCUUGGGCCUCUCGGCACGCACCCCGCAGAGAGCACAGUGAAAGACGACAAAAACGAAGAGGACCAACAGGAUCCACCGCCCGCCGAUCCCCCCAAGUGUGCCAACUGCACGGUACAUACAGGUUUCUACUCCUCGUGGCUCAACACGCGCAAGGCCAUCCUCCCAGACCUGACCGCCGCUAUCGAAAAGUAUCCCGGUUACAAGCUCGUGCUUGUCGGACAUUCACUGGGCGGUGCUGUGGCCACCAUCGCUGGACUUGACCUCCAGGCUCGCGGUUGGGAUCCGUACGUGACUACAUUUGGUGAACCGCGCAUCGGCAACAAGGAACUCGCGGCCUACGUCAACGAGCGCUUCAACAUCAGUAAUAGCACCACUACCGCAACCAACAAGUUCCAUCGUGUGACACACGCCAACGAUCCUGUACCCCUCCUUCCACUUGCCGAGUGGGGCUACACAAUGCACAGCGAAGAGCUUUUCAUCUCUGCAGACUCUCUACCUUAUUCUCAGGAAGAUAUCCGUCAUUGCGAUGGCGACGAGGACCCUACAUGUAUCGCCGACGCCGAUCCCUCGAAUCCACCCAGCUGGGGAAUCCCCACGCGCUUCAAAUUUUGGGAACUGUUCUUCGCGCACCGCGACUACUUUUGGAGAAUAGGAUUGUGCGUCCCCGGCGGCGACCCGAAGGAUUGGUAUAGGAAAUAUCCUAAGCAUGGGAAUGAUGAGGAUGAUGUGCAGAGUACGAUUGAUGAAUUGUGA
Messenger RNA from Periconia digitata, 1332 nucleotides. NCBI's taxonomy places the organism in Eukaryota, Fungi, Ascomycota, Dothideomycetes, Pleosporales, Periconiaceae. The record is from the annotation of a GenBank genome assembly.